Syngnathus acus (greater pipefish) is the source of this 3591-nucleotide messenger RNA. RefSeq names its product adhesion G protein-coupled receptor E5. Gene Ontology annotation, molecular function: G protein-coupled receptor activity; calcium ion binding. The record is from RefSeq and is a predicted model, not a curated record. Gene Ontology annotation, cellular component: membrane. The coding region runs from base 146 to 2338 and encodes 730 amino acids. The transcript has 17 exons. Lineage: Eukaryota; Metazoa; Chordata; Actinopteri; Syngnathiformes; Syngnathidae. Gene Ontology annotation, biological process: cell surface receptor signaling pathway; adenylate cyclase-activating G protein-coupled receptor signaling pathway.
CAUGCACACAAACACACUCACACACUCCGGCGUUUCUCUUUGUGUCAACUCUUUUGUGGAGUCUAAGCGCUUUCAAUUCCUGUGAACCUUCUGUGAGGACUUCAGUUAUUUCUUAUCCCAAAGUUUGCAGGUUUAUUGUUUGGACAUGGGCGGAGGAAAAGAACUUCUGCUUUUUCUUGGUUUCAUGUGCACAUUGAAAAAGUGCAUGCCUCAGUGUGACCGUGGCAUGACCAAGGAAGAAAACCGAUGUGUUGAUGUGGAUGAGUGUGAGGAAAUUCCAGGAUUAUGUGGUAAGCACGCACAGUGCUUCAACACAAACGGCAGCUACUAUUGCCAGUGCGAGCCUGGUUUCCACAACAUUAACAGAAACACAACCUUCACCGGGACUAAUGGACAGUGUGAAGACGAAGAUGAGUGUAUCUCCAAUAUCUGUGGUCCCAUGGCUCACUGCAAAAACUUGAUUGGGAGCUUUCGCUGUGUCUGCCAAUAUGGGUACACCAACAACAGCAAUGGAGACUGCAUAGACAUCGAUGAAUGCGAAAUAUCUGAGAAUCGAAAAGAAGACCUCUGUGGAAGUAAAGGAAGUUGUAAAAAUAUAAAUGGAAGUUACUGGUGCGAGUGUGCAAAAGGAUACACUAAUUAUGGAAAUGAAAGGACUCCAUGCUCAAAACUGGAUUGCAAAACCUUUGAUUCCGAAAGUGUAGCUGUGCAGCAUUACAGUGGCUUGGCAGAUCUGCUAUCCAUAAUGAGAAACAGCUGCAUGGUUCUCUCUAACCCAAAUAUGAGCAACGGCGGCAAGGCCGAUGGAGAUGCGCUACUGGAGAGACUUUUGACCGCGUCAGAGACCGUCUUAUCAUCAGUCGAUAUGGACUCGAGUGAAGGCAUGUAUGGGCUUUUAAAUACAAUGGAAAACUCCAUCAGGUUCAUUGGCCCACUACUCAGAGACGACCAUAUCUCGAUGGGCUCCAAUGAGACAGCUGUGGCGAUCGCUGUAGAGAGGGGAACCUCCCCGCCCACUGGACCGAUUCAUCUGGGGACUGAAAACUCUACGCUUGACACCGACUGGACAACGGCGGCUGGAACAGGAGCAUAUCCUGGCUUUGCUAUGGCUGCCUUGUUGAGCUACCAUAACCUGGAAAGAUCUGUUAACCACUCCUUUGACAAGCUCCAAGGAUUUGAAAAAGAUGGCAUUGAACCGACUUUCGAAAUCUUCUCCCGGGUUGUGUCUGUUGUGGUGUCGAACCCAUCCACCCAGAACCUGAGCCACCCAGUCAUCCUCACACUCAAACAUCUCCAGAACAAAUCGGAGGCAAGCUACAUCUGUGCUUACUGGAACGACAGAGGUGCCUGGGCCACAGAUGGUUGCUAUCAACAGAAAUCCAAUGCCACGCACACAAUGUGCCGAUGUGAACAUCUCAGCAGUUUCGCCGUGCUGAUGGCGCACUAUCCCGUCGAUCAAUCCUUUGCCAUCCAGUUGAUAACAAAGAUUGGACUGAUCCUCUCCCUGCUGUGUCUGAGUUUUUGCAUCCUGACCUUCAAGUUCUGCCGCUCCAUACACGGGACACGUACAACCAUCCACUUGCAUCUUUGUAUUUGCCUCUUCAUCGCUGAUCUCAUCUUCCUGGUCGGCAUUUCUCAAACAAAACCCGAGGGAGGCUGCAGGUUUAUUGCUGCCAUGCUCCAUCUUUUCUUCCUGGGAGUGUUUGCAUGGAUGUUGCUUGAGGGGGUGCAGCUGUACCGCAUGGUGGUCCUGGUUUUCAAUGCCACUCUUCGGCCCCUCUACUUAUUCCUCUUCGGCUACGGGGCACCCUUGGUUGUUGUCAUUGUAACUGCCAUCAUUAGACCCAAAGGAUAUGGAACUGAGGAGCACUGUUGGCUGUCCCUCAAAGACGGCCUCAUCUGGAGCUUCUACGGCCCUGUGUGCGUCAUCAUCUUCCUCAAUGUUUUCUUCUUCAUCAUCACCGUCUGGAAGCUGGCCCAGAAGUUCAGCAGCCUUAACCCGGAUCUGUCCAAGCUCAACAAAUUAAAAGCUUUCACAGUGACCGCCAUUGCUCAGAUGUGCAUUCUGGGACUUCUGUGGGUGUUUGGAGCCUUCCUGUUUCGCAAAGGCAACACAGCGGUCGAAUACAUAUUCACCAUUUUAAACAGCCUACAGGGAGCACUUGUCUUCAUCAUGCACUGCCUCCUAUCUAAACAGGUUAGAGAGGAGUACUACAACUUUUUCUCCUGCAUCUGCACUCCAAAGAAAAGAUACUCUGACUUCAGCAGUACAAAUCCAUCCAAUAGCCAGUCACAAGGUUCUCGGAGUGGACAGAACACUGGAGAAUCCCACAUUUGAAUCAUUCUCUGUAGUCAACCCAACAAAAGAAAUGAAGCUAUUAUUAGAUUUUAAAUCCACAAAAUCAACCUUUACUUUGUUUAAUACCCAUGAGCCAAGGCAACCACAUGAUGCUUUUGGGUCAAAGCUUGUGUUUCACGUGAAUAGAAAAGACGAAGCGUUAUUCAGAGUGAAAAGUUGUAUCAUGUCAUAAAAUUUGUAUCAAUCAUGGUCAUGUUUUUAAAUAAUGAAUUAUGGCCUCAACAGCUAUGAAGUAGGCCCGAGGUUAAUAGUAGUUAUGAAGAACAAUUUGGGAAAGUUGCUUUCUGUUGCAUCAUUUUGAACAUAACUGUCUCGUUAUAUAAGCUGUAUUCUCUUUGAAUUGUUUGGCUUUAGUUCCGCUUAGAAAAGACAUUAUGGAGUUUUGGAUGGACAUUUCCCAAGUAAAAUAUUUAAAGCGAAUAGGCCAUUUCGAGAGCUUUCAUGCACUGUAUUUCACUGUAUGGGUUUCGUUUUAUGGGAGAGAAAACAAAUGACUAAUAUUGAACGUAACUCAUGAACUGUCCCAAGUCGGGUUCAUGCAAACCUCAUGUGGGCCUUCAGUGUGAUGAAAUACAGAACCAAGCAAGAGUAUAAAGAUACAAUUGUCAAACAAAAUAGCUAUUCGAAUCACUUAGAAGACUCUAUUUAGGUUUGCAUUUGACUUUAUGACACUGGUUGAUUGGACAUUUUUCCAAAAAGAUUUCUUGAGAGAUACCGAACUCCGACCCACCCGUUUGAUGACUGUGCAGCUUCCUGUUAUUGAAAUUGUUUGUGGGAUUAAAUUCCACAUUGUCAUGUCAUUAUUGCUGCUCACUGCUUUGCUUCAUGGUUACUGUAAGGAUUCAAGUUAGGGAGCAGUGCGAACCUUAAACAAUUUCAGCACACUUUGUCUUCAUUGAACAUGCUUUAUGACUUGAAAAGUAUCCCGUCUUUUCGAACAUUUUAUUUGAUGUGAAGUUAUCGUAAUUUAUAGAAAGGAAUCCUCUUAUGGCUGUUAAAACAAGAGUCGGACAAGCUUCCUCCUGUAAACGGUGUUGGCCUGUAUUUUUGUUUACAUUCACAUUUUGUCGUGAACACCUCUUGGUGUAUUUGACAACUGCUCUGUAGUUUGAUGUUUGGCUACUUUUUUUCCGACCAUUUUUUAUUCAUGUAUAGCUUUGUGUUUUCUUGCACCUGUUGAAUGUAAGAUUAUGGCGAUUAACUAUGAUGUAUAUAAACCUAUUUUUCUACAU